UGUAGGAGGCUAAAGGGGCUGGUAGGAGGUUUGUGUUUUGAACGUUUGUGGGAGCAACUGAAAAGUUUUGUAUAUUUUGAAUAAGGUCCUAUAUUUUAUUCAAGUUGCAGUACUGUGAAAAUAUAGACAAUAGUUAAGAUGUUAUUGACCGCUCAGAAGCAGGAUCUCCUGAAACGCCUAAAAUGCGGACAUAUACGAAGUGUAGUAAAUGAUGUGCAGGGAAGUUUGAAAGAUGAAGAAUACCGAGAAAAAUUAGCACUUUUCUUGCUUUGUGGAGUUUCCAGUGUAAUAACAAAUGGAGACAAUGUAGAUCUAACAGCAGAAGAUAUUUACCAGCUGUGUUGCAUGUGUUGCAAGACUCUUGAUGUUGAGAAUCUCACUACUGACAAAUAUAAGUUUUUGUGCAGUUUAUAUCAUAUAAUCAAGUACCUUGUUAAUAAGGGCAGCAUAGAAACAGCUUUAAAGUUAAGCAGUUUUGUCUUUAUGACAAGAUGUGAAGUGAAUGAUGAAGAAGUCUGUAAUGUAUAUUGCAACUACCAUUAUCUCUUUCAUCGUGUAGUUGCUGCUAAGACACAGCAGUACAUGGAAGAAAAAGCAGACUUAUCAGUGGUAUUUAACAUCUUGAUACAUUCUGUGAAGUUUCUGAAAUGCUGCAUGGGAAAAUACUUGUUACAUAUUCUGGAUAGAGCUACAAAUUUUGUUCAUGGUAUAAAAUUGACAGAUGAUAAACAUCAUCUACAAAUUGUUCAGUUACAGAUUGACAUUUUGGAAUUGACGUACUGUAAAACACCUGAGAGAUGUAUGAAGAUAGGCAAUGAGAGUAUAUACAAGUCAUACAUAUCUCUUUUAUCUUCCAUAUUGAAAAGUUUGUUUGAUGCAAAACUGCUUAUAAAAGCAAAGGAUGUUGUGAAUAAAACUGUUGAGUGUAUUGUUACAUGGACCAGAAAUGAUGAAGUUAGUAACAAUUGUAGCACAUUCCUUCAAGAUGUUCUUCAUCUACUUUUUGAAAGACCACUUAAUUUUGCAAACAAAUUGGAAGCUUGCACCAUAGUCUUUGAAUCUUUGGUGCUUAAAUACAGGAACAGCAAGAUCCUGAGUUGGACAUGUGUAACGAUAGCUCACGUGCUGCACAGUGUGAGUUUGUACUGGACUUCACAGUGUGCUGAGGAGUGGAAUCAGUACAUGUCUCUUAAUGUACAGAAAGCUUUCAUUCAUUUCAUAUCCUCCCUUUCUGAGCUGCUUCUGACAAGCCAAUGUGUGAAGUGCACACUGCCUUCUGGUGAAGAUUGUCCUGUUAAUAAUGACACAGUAUCUUCAGUAAAUCUUCUUACCAUCGUGAUUAGCUGUGUGAUGUCAUCAGUUGUCAAUAAGUCAGAGGGAUUUGCAAAGCUGUUAUUUGAUGCAAAAACUGCUUUGAAUGAAGCCAUUGCAAGAAUAAAGGUACUCAAACAAGCAGACUGUCCUAUGUGGAAAUAUGUCUGGAAGAGGCUUGGGAUAAAGAUGUACAAUUUGGGUGUUCACUGUAAUUCAGCUGAAUUAAUAUAUGAAGCCAAGGAGGUUUUUUCAAAGUUCUGCUGGACAUGUAUUCAGUUGGGAGAGCAACCUGCAUCACCUGAGGUUGAGAAUGGAAUACUAGACAGAGUAAUGACAUACUUGAUGCAGAUUUACAGAGAUCUGAAAAAGUAUCGAGGAGCCCUGCGGAUUGCAGCCAUUGGUAUGGUUAUUUUACCAGAUUUCAAGGAAAAAUUUGUGCAACAGUGGGCAAAAAUUAAGAACUAUGCACUUACUGAGAAUUGUAAGGAUGUUCAGAUAUUGACAAUUUAUGACAUUUUAAAGGAAGACGGAAAGAUUGGAAUAUUAUGUCCAGAUAUUAGCCUUGAAGCAGUUAAUUUUCAACAGUUGUUGAUUUUGGAGUUGGAAGCCUACAGUUUAUCAAGUUUUUCGAGCUGGCAGUGUGUUCAGGCUGCAUAUGACAAGUUCUGUGAGCUGUCACCAAGCAGCAGUAUCCACAUUAAAGGGCUCUUGGCAUAUCUUCCUUCUCUCUGGAUAAGUGGCAGUACUGAUGAAUGUACACAGACUAUACGCUCAGCAAAGAAUAUCCUGCAAACAAUGCAAAUAGAAAGUCAAAAUAUCAAAUGGGAAAAAGAACACCUGUGUUUGCUUGGAAAUUUAUACUACUGGCUUUUCUUAUGUCAGCUAAAAGUCACACGAUCAAAGCAAGAGGAAGAGAUUUUGAGCUCCAAUAUAAUUCCAACCAAGAUGCAGUCCCAGCAACAAGACAAUCACGAUCCCCUAGAGACAUGUGACGUAACACCAGCAUAUAGGAACCUCUCUCUUGAAAAUGAGUCAAAGACACUUGAAACCCUGAACAAAGCUGUAACCUGCUGGACCAAUGCACUUCAGAAUGGGUUCAGCACUGUUACUGAGAGGGUGGACCCGCUACCCAACAUAGAAGUGGCAGCUUCUCUGUAUCAACUGUAUGGCUAUGUUACACAGAAAAUGAGGACAUGGUGUCUUUAUAUUAAGUAUGCAGAAAUCCUGAACAACAAGGAAGCAAUGCUUCUUGGUCUGUGUCACCUGUUGGAAUGGUGUACUUGUGGUAUGGCAGAGUGUAAGUUACUGAUGGCAGCUGAGAACAUCACUGUGUUACUGAAGCUUGAAAGUAAUGAAGAGUUUCCUUCUCGGCUUUUGUUCCACAAGUACUGUCUUGCCCGGGGUCGACACUGUCUCAGGAAUGAGAAAUUUAUGGAGAUUGGUGAUUAUAUGGAGAAAUUGGUGGUGUUUACUAAACAAGAAAACAUUGAACAUUUUGCACAGAGUAUACUUCAUGUGCAAACGGUAUUCCUAAUCUCCCAGUGCAAAUGCUUGCCACGCCCCCACAUCGUGACCUGGCCAAGCAAGAGUGAGAUGGAUAUCUUCAGUGAAGCAACUUCCACAUACCGCAAAGCCAUGUCUCUCCUCAAGCAAGUCAGAAUGACACCAGCAGAGAAUGCUCAAGUGUUAAGUUUAAUGUUGGAGAUAUCUCUGUGGUUGGGCCAGUUGACAUUGGAACUUUUCUGGCCACGUGAAGCUCGUUGCUUUAUGAAAGGAGACCUUAUUCUUUCUCAGAAGCUGGGACUGGCUACUAGGACAGCACAGUUCCUCAAUGUAUUGGCACAAGUUGAUGCGAUGUGUUGCAAUGCAAAUGACUGCCAAGUGAAGCUUCAAGGCAUGGAAGGGUUGCUUCAGUUAGAGAGCAGGUUCCAGCCAUAUGACAUUGCCAGCAAGAAUCGGAAGAUAGAUGCAGACUCAGAACGCUGUCAUGAAUUAGAACAAAUGACUCUUGAGAGAUCUGCAAGGAUAGCAGAAUUCAGGGAUAUCCCAAAAGUUCCUUGGCGCAAUAGAAGUCCAUGUGGAUCACCUAAUCUCCGCAAACUUGUGUUUGUUCUUCCAAGCUUUGUGAAACACCCAACUGACUGCCAGUGUCAUAUGUGCAACACUCUUGCACUGCAAACUCUGGCGCUGAAUGCCGUCUGUAUCCAGGCUCAGGUGUACAAUAUUCAGUCUGAACUAAAGGAAGCGCUGGAGUUCUUUGAGGGUGGACUGCAACUGUGCCAGCAGCUCAUUUAUAAGCAACUUGAGCUCAUCAGAAAACUUAGCUCUGAGGUGCAUCAACUUGUGCUGGGUCAGGGAGACUGCAGUGAUUGCUUUCUACUUCUGCUUCACCCUCUGAAACUUGGUCGUGUUCAAGUGGCAAGAGGUUAUGCAGAUUUCUUGGCUGCAAGCAGCUCCUAUACCCAAGCUUGGAAACUGAAUGCAGAGGCUUUACAAGAGGUAGAGACGUUGAAGCUGGCACAUCCGCACCUUGCAGUUGAUGUAAUGGACCAGGCAUUUUGUAUUGAACAAGCACAAGCUUCUGCAUCAGAGCCAAAGAAAUACAAAGAAGAAUGUGAUCUGAAAGUACAAGAAACACCUAGACAAGUUGUUGAUGCAACCAUCAAGACACCCUUAAAUACCAGUUCAUUGUCCCAGUGUGUACGCCUUCCUCUUUCUGUUAGCAAUAUCAAGAAACACAAUCAUUCUCCAUUUAAAAUAAAGCCAAGAAAACUGAUCUUACCAGAGAUUGAGAAUGGUGAUCCAGGGAAAGAAAAUAAGCGAACAGCAAAUGGAAGAUCUGUCACAAAAACAAGAAUUCGUGCUCAUAAACAGAAAGCAUCAAAAACAGUGACUUUUUUUGAGGAUUCUCCAGCCGUUUCUCAAAGAGAAAAACUUCCAGCUAGCAAUUCAGGAGUGGCACAGAAAUCAAGUAGAGCUUUGAGAAGUAAAACAUCUCAAAAGGAGACCCAUUCAAAACAUGGGGUAUCUGAGCAUGAAUCACUUUCUAGUGUAUGUGAAGUGCUUGAAUUCAGGAUUGAUAGUCCUGGUAACCAUUUUGAAAUCCAUCAGGUUUCUUUUAACAGGAAACAAGAAAAUACCUCUGUCAGAAACAAGAAAACUUUGUCUCCAAAUGUAAUUGUUGAUGAAGAGACAAAUUUCAUAUAUCUUGGAUUGCAAGGAUUGGAUGUAUCCAUUAAUGACAUUAAUAAUGAAGUGUUUGAAACCACAGAGUCUCAACCUGUUUCAAAACAAGCAGGUCAAUUAAAUAGAAAGCCAAAUACAUCAGAAAACUCUUGUAAUAUCCAUGCACCUGAACUGAAAGCUCCUAGAUCAUUGAGGACAUAUUCUAGACAGAAUAAUAAAGCUCAGAUGAAGGAGAGAAGCCAAACAUUCAAAGAGGUUCUGAAUGAAGAAGCAGUUGUAAGGAGACCAAAGGAUGAUGACUCUAUGAGUGAAAAAAAUGCUAAGGCUGCUGGGAAACAGGCAUGUUCAUCAAGGAAAGCUGUCAAGAAAACAUCUGAUUCUUCACAGGUUGCAAGAAAGACAAGAGGUAGAGGAAAGUCUGAUUGUAGUCAUGCCUCAGAAUCAGAUCGAUGCAAAUCUUCAGAAAAGGAAAAUUCAGAUGAAGCUUUGAUAACACACAUGGAAAACCUUGUUUUAGAUUCCAGAAAAGACGAAUGUAGCAAUGCUAAUGAUGGUGAGAAAUUUAAUACAAAAAGUAAAACUUACAAAAAAACUAAUAAAGUAUCACAGUGUCUCUUCACACCAUCAAGAAAAGUUGUCAGAAAAGAGCAUGAUGAAACACUUGUGCCAUCAUCAUCUCCAGAUGAACAGCUUGAUGUAUAUGGAAGACAAACCAACAAACAAUCAAAGAAGGAAUGGAAAGAAAAAGUGAUCCCAUCAUCUGCUUCUGAAGAUGAAACACCAAAUCUGAAAUCAGAUAUCAGUAAUGAAGAAGAAGCAACACUUCUGAGAAUCAAGCCAAAAAAAGGAGUUUCAUCUUCAAAAAAGAGGCGAUUACCAGUGAGACAUCGUUUCAUUUUAAAUUGAUGUUGUGAAUUCUUGUAAAGCAGAGCAUGUGAUUUUGAAAAAUUUGUAAACACUUUUUAUUGUACGUAGUAUAUGAUUGUUUUAAUUAUGACAAUAUAGUUUCUCUUAUAGUGUGUUAAAUGGAGAACUGCAAUGCCUUCUUGAGACUAGAAAUAUUUAAAAUAAAACAUGUAGCAAUUUUCAGACAAUUUCUGACCUUGCUGCUUCUAACUAUGUGUCAGUUGUAUCCCAGAAUCUUUUCAAUUAACAUAUUUUGUUUUGUACAAGAUUCUUGUGGUUUAGUGAUAUGUCAGGAAAAUUCACCAGACUUUGAAAAUUUGUUUGCUACAAUAAAAUUACACUAUAGUAAA
Cryptotermes secundus is the source of this 5756-nucleotide messenger RNA. RefSeq lists its product as uncharacterized. Bases 139 to 5406 code for a protein of 1755 amino acids. The transcript is spliced from 19 exons. NCBI's taxonomy places the organism in Eukaryota, Metazoa, Arthropoda, Insecta, Blattodea, Kalotermitidae. The record is from RefSeq and is a predicted model, not a curated record.